CGCGGCGCGUCUGCGCAGUGCACGGCGCUCCCUCGGCGCUGGCCAACAUGGCGACCCUCGACGCCGGACGACCUUCGGCGUCGCAGCAACGCUUCUCCUUCCGGCGGCCCAGCCACGGCGCACCGACGUCGACCCCGGCCGAGCUCGAGCCCACGUCGUAGCCCUUUAGCUGCCAGCGGCGGACACCACUCGCUCGGGGUGUUCCGACGGGACAGCCUCAGUGACGCCUCUUCUUCUCUUUCCCACCGAACUAUCCCGAGCGAGGAAACGAAGGCUUCGCCUAGCGGGCCUCCCCCCCUCUUCUGCGAGCCUCGAGUGAGUGAGAGAGUGUGAGGUGGGGGGAGACCUGCGGGGGGGCGGCCCCCCGCCCGUUCAACCGCCUCCCUCGCCUCCGCGGCGGUGGCUGGUCCGCGAGGAGGCGCGAUGCCCUGGGCGCCUCAGCAGCGCACGCCUCGGCGCUGCGCCGCGGCCCGGGUCGGCCUGCCGCCGCCGCUGCUAUCGCCGCCUUCUCCGGACCACAGCGCAGGCACCCAAAGCCCGGAUUACCCGCGUCGCCAGCAGCGCUACUAGGGGCAGCGGGCCAGCGCGGCGGGCGAUGCCGUCGGGGCCCUGAGUAGGAGCGUUCCAUGGGCCGCCGCCGCCUGCUCUGCGCCUGGCUGCUGCUGGCGGGCCAGCUGGCGGCCUGGCCCCAGGCCGCCCUGCCCUCCUCCACCACCAGCGCCUCCGCGCCGCACCACCCGCGCUGGUCCGACGCCGUGCUCAGCCUGGUGCGCCGAGGCCGGAACGUGUCGGCCGCUCUGCAGCUCGUGCACGAGUCCCAGCACUGGACCGCGUGCAGCCGCGUCUCGCUCGCGCCCCUGGGCGUGCGGCCCAACGCGCGCUCCUCCGCCUCGCCGCUGCUCGAGCGCCAGGCGCAGGUGGCCGUGCGCACGGCCAACCUGCUCACCUCCCUCUCGGCGCGGCUGCAGAACGACACCGAGCUGGUGUACGGCGAGGACCUCUACUACACGCUGGCGCGCAUGAACGUGCUCAGCGAGGACGGCGUGCUGGGCAGCGGCCUGCUGGUGGUGCCCCGGGGCCGCGAUUCGCCCGUGCUCAGCGUGUUCGCGUACGCGUCGCCCUCCGGGGGCCUCGCCUUCCACCGAAACUACUCGUACGAAGCGGACUCGGUGGACCAGUGCGCGUGGUUCGCCCGCCUCGCGGGCGCAAACUACACGGCGUGGCUGCUGCGGCGCUACGGCACCAGCGUGCUCGACGUGGCCAGCGGACUGCAGGUGGCCGCCCGCGACGGGCUGUGGACGGCGCCGUACUUCGACUGCGCCGUCACCGACGCCUGGGUGGCCACGUUCGCGCUGCCCUUCCUCGGCGUGCGCCGGGACAACUCGCUCGUGUUCAGGGGUGUGGCCACUGUAAAUAUUGCGUUGAACACGAUGGAUAUCAAUCAGUGCUCCGAGGACGACCUUUUCUUUGCCAAAAGUCAUCGGUGUGAUCCACAAAGUGCCGAGUGUGAGCCCUCCGCGGGGCUGGGCUUCCGGCGGGGCGGCUACCGGUGCCGCUGCCGCGAAGGUUUCUACGCACCCGCCUUGCCGGACGACGGCGGUGGCGGCGGCGGCAUCAACGACGACACGGCGGCGGCGGGCAGCGGCGAGGCGCUCGAAGCUGCCGCGUCGGCCGAGUUCCGCUGCCUGCCGUGCCCGUCGCGGUGUGGCGGCGCCUGCCAGCGGGCCGACACGGCCGAGCAGCGGGAGGAGGCCUGCUUCGUGCAGUACAACAUGGCCUGGCGCACUCUGGCCCUCGGCCUGCAGGGCUUCUGCACCAGCGUCACGGUCGUGCUCAUGGCGGUCGUUUUCAGGCUCAGGAAGUCCAAGAUGUUUGCAUCGGCCAUGUGGAUUCUUCUAGAGGUCAUUUUGUUGGGAGCACUUAUUAUCUACCAAACAAUCAUAAUACGUUACUUCGAACCGACUACGACGACCUGUCUAAUAGAACCUUGGUUCCGCGAAAUAGGAUUCAUCGUCCUCUACGGCGCGCUUUUAUUGAAGAUUUACAGGAUCCUUGCGGAGUUCCGGACGCGCAAGGCACACCGCGUGUGCGUCCGGGACAAGGACCUGCUCAAGUACCUGCUGGGGCUGGUGCUGGUCGUGGCCGGCUACAUGUCGGCCUGGACGGCCGUGGUCAUGGACAACUGGGAGAAGGGCCACAGCAUCCUGCAGGUGGCCCGCGCCGCCGGGCACCGCUCCGCGCUACGCUUCCUCGUCUGCCGCGCGCUCUGGUGGGACUACGUCACCGAGUUUGGGGAAGCUCUGUUCAUGCUUUUGGGCAUCUACUUAGCCUAUUGUAUACGUAAUGCCAAAGUUGAGUACUACACAGAAAAAUGGACUCUCUGCUGCUCUGUUUACAUCGAAACCUUGUUCUCCCUUAGUAUGUACAUAAUUCGGCACGCAUUGGCGGCUGUUCUCGAGCCUGACCAUGUGUUUCUGCUAUACUUCAUUCGCUGUCAUUGUACUGUCACCGUCAUCCUGUUCCUCGUAUUCGCCCCCAAGUUAUGGUACCACCAUCGGCCUCCAAACUUGGCAACAGAGCAUCGCAGUCGUCAUUUUUCAUCGUAUGAAAUUCCGGAUCCGCAUCCAGAGAAUCUGAAACUCCACGAAGCCGUUCUUUCCAACGGAGAGGUGGACAUUGCAGACAUAAACCUGGCAGACAUGGAUCCGGAAGACAUAAGGGCUGAGCUUCGGCGCGUGUACACCCAACUGCAAGUGCUGCGGAACAAGACGAUGCGCAAGGACAACCCGCACAUCUCGAAGCGCCGCGGUGGCCGCAAGGUGACGCACCGGCGGUUCUCGCUGCAGCCCUUCCACCACAAGCACAAGCACGCGCACGCGGCGCACUCUGCGGCGCACGAGCAAGAGACCACCGAGGUCUCCAAGACGCCCGAGGACUCGACGGCCAGCGGCGAGGGCGGGCCCGUGCCCGACGGACCGUCUGUCACGAGCGUCUCGGGCAUCGGCCGGCCCCUGCAGUUCGACGACGCAGCCGCUCCCUCGACGCCCGUCACCCCGUCCCGGAGGUCCUAGGACGCCGACACGAAACAACGAGACGCAGGCAAGGGGACCAAGGGAGCGUGCCAAAACCUCUAGGACCACAGAAAACCAGCAACGCGCAACGGCCGGCGCACUCUCUUCGCAUUCGUUCCCGGCAGCCACCGCGGCACGUCUCGAGAUGGUGGCGGGCCCCGGAAGGGGGGGAACGCACUACACGUACCUCUGAACGAUGCGCAGAACGAGGACAAACUACACACAACAGCGAAGGGGAGCAUCGCGCCAACGGCCCACAGCGCGUCCGCCGUCACACGCACUUCACAACAGACUCGUACACCAAGGGUGCGUUCCGAUUCUGCCGGCCUGGCUGAACGUGCUAGAAACGGCGCCGAAUGGGGCGCUAAAUCUCGUUCAAUACCUCGUCGAGCUAUCAAAAAGGAAACACGGCUCGGCUUGAGCGUCGGAAAUGCGGCAUUGUGCUCUCUCACUCGGCAGUUUUUGUGCCACGCCAUGAAAGCUCCGAGUCAGGCCGAUGCUCUUUUAGCAGCCAUUGGUCGGCGCUGUGAGGAGUUCUCUAGAUAAGUCUAGCCUGCAGUGAUGCGUUCUCCUGAACACACUCGUCUUUAUCGACGUCUAGACAAGGCCACUUUCUUUCUUUACUGAGCUUCCUUUGUUUUCCGUCAUAAAUAAAGGCCGCUUGUGUCAGUAGCGAAACAGGCAUAUCUAUUCUUUUGUAAUUAUAAGCAGUUCGUCGGUCGUGCGAUCCAGCGCCAUUGGAAGUUGGGGGAAAAAGCAGUUGACGGUGGCCUCUCUCCCUCACCCUUCCUAGAGUAUUUAUUAUUAUUAUUAUUCCACGCACUCCGCAGGGGCGUGCAGGUGACUAUUCCCGCUCAUUCCCCAUGCACAUAGGGUGCCUCUGACCUACACUGACGUCAUCUGGGCCGCCAAGUUCGAGGACUACUGGCAAGAUGAAGGCUUGGCCAUUAUCACGUUGUGCCCCAAACAGACAGAACCUACGGGAGACGUUUGGGACCAAAUUCGAGACGUCGUGACGUCAUAUGACCAAUAACCCCCAACGCCUGAUCUGUAGGGGCACCGUCGUCGGGAAUGCGGUGUCUGAGCCCUUCCUUUUAUUCUAAGGCUAGCACAAACUGGCCCAUUCCUUUUACUGCGAUAGCGGGCUAUCUUGAACAUUAUUACGGACAUCGAUAUGGACUAGCAGACGACUAUUCAUCACGCGAAAAAAAAAAGUUAUGUUUAAAUGGAACUGCGUUACAAGCCGAGUGCACGUAUGAACAAGCAAAGUCCUUAUUUCUUUAGGCCAUCAAUGUUAAUCCGUAACACUGCGCCCCGCCUAAUCGGUAGCCCGUGACGCAACAUUUCCUGGGCCAGCAGAGACGAAUCGGAACGCACCCAUGCACUCUGUCAGACGCUAUCCUCCUCUCUUCAUAGAAAUAGCCACCAUCAAUUAAGUUAGGGACGGAAACCAUCGUUCAAUCGCACCUUUCAGUAAAGAACGCGACUUUUCCUCCACAUUAUGCGACCGUUGCCACGCCAGAUUUCUCUUACGCGCUAUACCUUGGAUCUGCGCGCGCGCACCUCGUCUGUCGCAUACUAAUGUUUGUUUUUCUCGGGAGCGAUUUGGUAAGAAAAAGAGCAAAGGAUACAGAGCAGAGAGAUAUCUAUACAUAUACGCUUGGGCGAACCGAAAUGUACAGUUGCAUAUUGAGCGUGAAUGUAACACCGAAGAAAGAGGCGACGUUAUGGACAUGCGACAGCUUCAGAAGAGCUUAACAUUGCUAGUGCAGUGGUUCCAGACAGUAAGCGUUCAGAGUGUGUUGUUUGUGUCGUACUAGAGACCGCAAUAAUGCGCUAAUAGCUCGCUGCAGAAGCGGCAAUGACGUUAAUACUCGCGCGCACUACAAGCGGUUUGCAAGAGCAAGUGCGAUACGGUCGAAUAAGUCGUCGUCAGAAUAAGAGUAGCCCAGAGAUGCGUACACACUUGUCUACUGUUUAAAUGAAGUAACAACUCGAGGUAGGCGUCCGAUGUAUUAGCCCUCUGAAUAACCAGCCAUUAGUCUCCAAUAGUUCUCAACCACAACCGACAGAGGUCACGUGAGCCAAGUGGAGAAUGUACGUCUUACGAUUUCGCGCGAAUUUCUCUGCGGAUAUUCGCAGCUAGUUGUCAAGUGCAGCUAUCGCCUUCACUUCUGAUGCUCGGAAGCAGAACCAUUGUGUCAAAUACGAUUUGAACAUUUGCAUAUUCGUCAUUAUUCAACAUGAAAACACUCGUAAAAAAGGCAAGGUGGUCUUUCUCAACAGUUCAUAAAGCUAUAGGAUGUAAACACGCUCAAUAACUUAGUAGCCACUCUGUCAACUUCACUGUGACUAUAGAACACAAGUACUCAUUCUUUAAGUCAUCAACAACACUUUACCACCAUUAUCAUACCAGCACUGCCUUUUCGACUGUAUCACUGUUGUGAGCGUCGGAAGACGAAUCCUAAAGAGAACCAUUCUUACUUCCAGCAGUUACGCGAUGACGUCAUUACCGUAACUGCGGCGAGCUAUGCGUUUACCGUCCCGGUUGCUGCGAAGGCUUUUUACUGAAGUGUGUGCGGGGACUCUGCGAUGCCUCAAAGUGCAUUAAUUUAGGAAAUACCAGUGCAACUGUCGUUACACGCAGUCUGCCACGUUUUCAAAGACCACUAUCACUUUCAGCGCUAAGGGUUUCAUUAUUACCGCAAUACCAAGGAUAGUGAGAGAAGGCGCGCUAUUUGCGUCGCAGUAGACGUGUGAAUGAGACAUUCCACAAAUGGUUAGAGACGACGUAUAAAUGAAGGCAGCCACAUGGCGCCAAACAGAUGCCGAGGGAAGAAAGAAACCGGGUGGAUAGGCUAGCACUACGGCUUUGACAUUCCGAAGAUGAAAACAUUGAUCCCGCAAAAACGGAAAAAGCGAGGGAGGGACGUUUCUUCAAGAACAGCACACAGAAACCUAGUACAUGAACGUAGAAUAAAAUAGAACGAAUGGGAGAACAUAGUUACGUUAUUGGGGCCAGAGUCCGGUUUCCUACCCUACACUGGGAGAUGGCGAACUGUAGAAAAGUGAGAGAAAGUGUGGAUGGGAAGUAGCUGUAAAGAAGCAGGGUUAACACUCAGGCAGCUUAGCUUCUGCAACACGAGAAAAGGGGCGGAGCUAGACGCAGGCGUACACGACGCAAAGAUGACAAAGCUGCGCAUUACUAAAAACAAGCCUUCCCAGAGAGAAAGGCCGAUGAAUGAGCACAUGAUCUACAAACCUCAGUAUGAACUAGCAAUAACCACUGAAACGAACACAAAAUUAAAGGAACACGAGUGUAGCCCAUAAUGACUGCGUGGAGUUUGUGACAGCGCUCAGGUAAAAGAAAUUAUGGGACGUGUGGAUCCAAAGCCGAAUGCGUCCUGCUGCAGAACUCCGCAGGGUAGAGGCUGAUUCAUGAAAGAGAAACUUGUCAUUCACUCGAAUGUACCACAGACAUUCAUUAGCGAAGCGGUCUUUCCGAAGAAACCGUAGAGGUUUCCUUUGCGGCUUCAUCUUACAUUCAAGGGAGCGCCAAUUUAAUCUUUCACUUCGUGGACUAAGAAGCCGCCGCGCAACGGGGGUACGUGGUGUACUACACCUAAUGCACCCAAUGUGCUCGUAAGGCACUUGCUUUCCUUGCCCAAGCCGAAGCAUAUACCCACCCUUUCACGUUUCCACGGGCGAGUGUUAACGCGCGUAUCCCAACACACGCUUAAGUCACUGCAAGCGUCGCUGGCAACCACACCCUCUAACUGACCCUUGUAAAGGUCUCGAGGCUUCCAGACCCAGAUCCCCGGUUCGAGAUUCGGGUUCGACCCACAAAGCCCUGCUGACGUUCGGGCUGCAGUUCUGCUGGUGCGCCAUGAAGAAGAACUACAAAUGCGUGCGCGUCUUACCUAUGAUGGGAUAGCCGCAGCGCCUCGCGAUGCUCGUGUUUUGCUCCAAGGCGUGAAACGCCGACCGCUUACGAUGCCACAAUCGCGGCUGUUCCGCCGCACGUUGGGGGGGUAGCGCUCGCCGCGGGCUACUACAGCCGCGCAGAUCGACGACGACAGCGAAAAGAUAACAAGGCCGAAGGUGGGAACACUACUCAUGCCAAAGUUUUGCCGAUGUGUAUUUGGUUCCGUUCUGUUUAUCCCCCUCACGACCAUCUAUGUAGGUGCAUACGUGUACGUCAGUGUCGGGCUGCGCUCCUGACAUGUGAGAAACGGGCUGGUUCCUGGGAUGGUCGACGCAUCCCACGCGAGCGAGAGACAAGACCUGACAAGGACACUGACGGGAGGCGAUCAAAAAUACUUCAUCGUGAAAUACUUAUACCCUUCUCUACCAGAAGGCGGCAUUACCGCCACUUGCGGUCGUGUUUACCAUUCAUAUGCAAUAGGUAGCCAAAGUUGGAUGAUACAUCUGUAGUUAACGGUUCACGUUACAUGUUUGUUGUCAACGUUCGCUGGAGCUGUAAAAGGCCGUGUACCUAUUCACUGAUAUUAUUAAAAAAUAUUUUGUUUCGA
Dermacentor silvarum is the source of this 7603-nucleotide messenger RNA. RefSeq names its product probable G-protein coupled receptor 158 (gene smog). The record is from RefSeq and is a predicted model, not a curated record. The transcript has 12 exons. Gene Ontology annotation, biological process: G protein-coupled receptor signaling pathway. Gene Ontology annotation, cellular component: membrane. The coding region runs from base 627 to 3071 and encodes 814 amino acids. Gene Ontology annotation, molecular function: G protein-coupled receptor activity. Lineage: Eukaryota; Metazoa; Arthropoda; Arachnida; Ixodida; Ixodidae.